Owenia fusiformis is the source of this 673-nucleotide messenger RNA. Lineage: Eukaryota; Metazoa; Annelida; Polychaeta; Sabellida; Oweniidae. The record is from the annotation of a GenBank genome assembly.
UAAAUAUCGCCUUAAGAAUUCCAUUCAGGAUGAAAAUAUAUAUACAUGUAUCAUUCCAACUACUAAAAUGCUUAUAUCAAGAAAGAAAGAAAUCGCCUUAAAUAGACUUAGGGUUGAUUUAUUUCUAAAUGCUCACUUCUUUGCUCACAAUUUUAAUUCAGUCUUAUCCCCAGCUUGUUCAUGUAGAAAUAAAAUAGAAGACAGCAAACAUUUCCUUCUCAAUUGCACCCUAUACAACCCCCAACGGAACAAACUUUUCGCAGAGCUUGCAAAAUUCAAUGUGUUUGAUUAUUUCAAGCAAAUGAAUAUGACAAACAAAGUUAAAUUACUUCUGUUUGGAGAUUCUAAUAAAAUGAAUUUCAAAACAAAUGAAUCUCUGGCACACGCAAUUUCAGAUUUUAUAGAAUCAUCAAACAGAGGUUGAUCAGACUUUGUUUAAACAUUCUUUACAUGUCCUAGUGUCACCUUCACCAUCAUCAUUUCAUUCUUCAUACUCAUUCAUUUUAUCACAUCUUUUUUAAAUUCUUUUUUACAUUUAUUUUCCAAUCAAGUUAUUGCCUGUAUGUAUUUUAUCUAUUUGUGAAUAUGUCUGUAAUGCCUCAGGGCGAUUGACAUUAUUACACUUUGUUAAUUGUAAUAUACUAUUUAUGCAAUAAAUACUAUUAAAAAAAAA